UACUCUUUGGAAAUCCCCCCCUUCUCUCUUAAUGUUCUUCCCUUUACUAAUAUACAAAAAGAAGGAAUAAAUUUCGUUUAAUUGUAGGCAGUUAGUUGCCCUGCAUGUGCUCUGCCAUCGCACAGAGUCUGCUUUUUAGAGUAAUAAUCGCACCGCCCAUUUCUCUCCUUACAAUCUUAUUUUGUCAUAUAACUCCAAUUUGAUUCUCUUCACAGCCUCUUUGAACUAUAUAAAAGCUAUCACUCUGUUUUUGACAUUAUAAUCAUAGGCACAAUGGGAGAAGAAAUGAAACAGGAGCCAGCAAAGGAAGAAGUGAAAACAGAGGAGAAAGUAGAAGAAGAGGAGAAAAAAGAAGAGCCACAACCACCUUCACCUUUUGUUUUAUAUGUGGACUUGCAUUGUGUAGGAUGUGCCAAGAAAAUUGAGAGGUCCAUUUCAAAGAUUAGAGGGGUUGAAGGAGUAGUAACAGACAUGGCGAAAAAUCAAGUGACAAUAAAGGGUGUAAUAGAGCCACAAGCAGUGUGCGAGAGGAUUACGAAGAAAACUAAGAGAGUUGCAAAAGUAUUGUCACCCCUGCCGGCUGCUGAGGGUGAACCAAUUCCUCAAGUUGUUGCUUCACAGGUAAGUGGAUUGACUACUGUGGAGCUUAAUGUCAACAUGCAUUGUGAGGCCUGCGCCGAGCAGCUUAAAAAGAAGAUUCUGAGAAUGAGAGGAGUGAGAAGUGCGGAAACAGAAGCCAGCACAGGCAAAGUUACGGUGACAGGCACUAUGGACGGUAACAAACUCGUCGACUACGUCUAUCGACGCACCAAAAAGCAAGCCAAAAUUGUCCCUCAGCCCGAACCCGAGCCCCAAAAGCCCGUUGAAGAGACAAAGCCCGAUGAGGCAAAGCCCGUUGAAGAACCAAAGCCUGAAGACAAGAAAGACGAUGAUGGAGCCGCCCCCGAGAAGAAAGACGGGGGCCAGGGAUACGCUGAAAAACCACCGGAGGAAGAAAAAAAAGAAGAAGGUGGCGGCGGAGGAGGAGAAGAGAUGAUCGUUCCAAUUGGAGAACAUGAUGAUGAGCAUACCAUUAAUAAGAUGAUGUAUUACUAUCAGUAUCAGCCACUUUACGUUAUUGAAAGAAUUCCACCUCCGCAGCUCUUCUCAGAUGAAAACCCUAAUGCGUGUUGCAUUACAUAAUUAAUAAACAUGCAACAAACUAUAGUACUUAAUCAAUCCUCACACUAAGUUUUUAUGAUAUUGUGGGGGUGAUGAUUAAACACGUAGGAGUAUUUAAUUUGUUGUAUGGAUGGUCAUCAUGUGAAGGGGAUUAUUCUAUCUCUAGAUGAAUAAUGAUAAAUACCAAUAUUUAUCGUGUAAUAUAUAUCUAAUCUUGGAUAUAGUAUUCAAGAGUAGAUAUAAAAAUGUAACAUCAUUAUUGUUUUUUGUUAUGUAUAUAUAUUAAUUACCAUC
This is a messenger RNA of Solanum dulcamara, 1455 nucleotides long. Its product is annotated as heavy metal-associated isoprenylated plant protein 9-like. The transcript has 5 exons. Gene Ontology annotation, molecular function: metal ion binding. Bases 274 to 1182 code for a protein of 302 amino acids. NCBI's taxonomy places the organism in Eukaryota, Viridiplantae, Streptophyta, Magnoliopsida, Solanales, Solanaceae. The record is from RefSeq and is a predicted model, not a curated record.